Neolamprologus brichardi is the source of this 2419-nucleotide messenger RNA. NCBI's taxonomy places the organism in Eukaryota, Metazoa, Chordata, Actinopteri, Cichliformes, Cichlidae. The record is from RefSeq and is a predicted model, not a curated record.
CAUGUUUGGCUGCUAAGUUCCUCCGGUGUGGAGGCCGAUCAUUAUGGGGGAUCCAGGACCCCGAGACGGGAUGGACCCUGACCGACCGACGGCUGCGAAGAAUUCACUGAGGCGGUUCAUACCGGGAUAAAGAUAUUUUGUUGUGAGCAAUCAUAAACAAGCAGUCAGUGAGCUGCAGAGGAGGCGGUGUUUGCUGGGAUUCAAUCAGAGCCACCGUUGCGGCUGGUAGGUUAACGAGGAGAGGGGGACGUGAGGAAAUUGGGAAGGCAGCACUUUUUAAACACCACGGGAUCCAAAGAGCGACAAUAAUGGAUGAAUUGUUGAUUAGAAGCCGGCCCGGUCAGCCCAACACAGUCGGAGCAGGGUGGGUUCAUCCGGUGUGAAAUCAGUCGGCUGUAAUCUGUUGGCCUCUCCUCCGCCGGGCGGCGAUGUCCGCGUUCUGCCUAGACCUGCAGACGUCUGCCGUGGUUUCAGCACCACUGGAGCUGGACAGCGACUGCAUGGAGUCCCGGGGUAGCCCCACCGCUCAGGAGCCCGGCGGCUUUCAGGGUCAUCCGCUGCGGCACGCCGGUUCCGGAGGCCUCGGGAUGGCCUUGGAGGAGGAACUGGCCAUGCUUACCGGGGAGCGGGGAGAUGAGGAGCAGCUGUCAGACCCAGACACGCCUGCGGUGGGGCAUAACGCAGAAUUGCUGUCGCUCUUUCGCCAAAAGGAAAAAGACUUGGUUUUAGCUGCUAAACUCGGCAAAGCGUUGCUGGAGAGAAACCAAGACUUGACCAAGCAAUAUGAGAAAAUGCACAAAGAUCUCAACGAGAAAUUGGAGCACCUGGAGCAAGAGAAGCAUGAGCUGCGACGGCGUCUGGAAAGCCGGGAGGGGGAAUGGGAGGGCCGGGUGGCCGAGCUGGAGACGGAUGUCCAGCAGCUGCAGGGCGAGCUGGAGCGACAGCAAGUCCAGCUGAAAGAAGCUGACAGGGACAAGACCAAGGCCAUCAGCGAGCUCUCAGAACAGAACCACAGACUGCUGGAGCAACUCAGUAGGGCUGCAGAGGUGGAGAGGCAGCUGUCCACUCAGGUCCAUUCAUUACGGGAUGACUUCAGGGAGAAGAGUGUGUCCACACGCCAGCACAUGACACGACUAGAGACUCUACAGGCUGAGAUUAAGAUGCUGUCAGAACGGAAGAUGGAGUCGGAGCACCAAGUGCACGCCAUGCUCGAGGAGAACGAGUUGCUGCAGAAUACUGUGGAUGAGCUCCGGGAGAGGACGCUGGUGCUGGAGAAGCAGUGUCACGAGAAGGACCUCCAGUUGCGUCAGAGCCAGCUGGAGCUGCUGGAGGUUCAGGUGUCCCACAGGCAGCUGGCCGCUAGGUUGGAGGAGCUGACGGAGGAGCACAGCCUCCAAACUCUGACCCCCCAUCCUUCCAGCCUGCUGUGUGAGAUAGAGCAAAGUAUGGAGCAGGAGGAGCAGGAGCAGGAGAGGGAGCAGCUACGUCUUCAGCUAUGGGAGGCCUACUGUGAAGUUCGCUCACUUUGCUCUCAUCUGCGGGGAAACGAUGUCACGGAUUCAGCGCUGUCCACUGACUCCUCCAUGGACGAGUCCUCUGAGACUUCCUCAGCCAAGGAUGUGCCUACUGGGAGCCUCCACACCAGCUUGCUAGAGCUACGGAGGCUCACUCAGAAUCUGCUGGAUGGCAAUGAGUCUACGGGCUCACGGCGUAGUGAUGAGGAGGCUCUGGAGGAGCAGGUGAGGAAACUGGGAGAAGAGUUGCGGGAAGUCAGAGAGCUGCAUGAGGCGGAGCAGGACAAAACACGCGGCAAUGAAGAGGAGCUGCUGCAGCUGCACAACCAGGUGGCGCUGCUCUCUGUAGAGAUGCACUCUCUCCGAGAAGAGAACGAGCGAAUGAGGACAAUGGCUGAUGUUCGAGAACCCAGCGAGCAGCUCCAGAGUGCGAUCAGAGACCGAGACGAUGCCAUAGCUAAGAAGAAAGCGGUAGAAAUGGAGCUGGCCAAAUGUAAAAUAGACAUCAUGUCUCUGAACAGCCAGCUGUUGGACGCCAUCCAGCAGAAGCUCAAUUUGUCGCAGCAGCUGGAGGCUUGGCAGGAUGAUAUGCACAGAGUGAUUGACCAGCAGCUGAUGGACAAGCACCAGGACGAGUGGCGCGCAAACCCUACAUCUCUGUCGGGGUCGUCCGUAACCCACAGGGGUCAGUCCUCAAGAAGAGCUCAGCGUUUCUCCGACCGGGACAAGAGACUUUUCUCUUUUUUCAAAAAGAACUGAACCCUAUCAUGCUGGCCCUGAGCACAGACGACAGACGCAGACGGACGAGGUGCAGGACAAGGAGGGUAGUGGCAUCACAAUACAGGGGGUAAAAACACAGCCAAAGACAGGCAGUGGCACAUGCACACUGAGGUUUUUUGUUUUGU